Molecule: messenger RNA, 447 nt
Organism: Soboliphyme baturini
Lineage: Eukaryota; Metazoa; Nematoda; Enoplea; Dioctophymatida; Soboliphymatidae
Source: the annotation of a GenBank genome assembly
AUGAGACCUAGCCAACUUUUUCGCACUGGCAAUUACAUGAGGGCGAAAGCGACCGUCAAGGACCUUUGCCGAAAUGGGCCAUGUCACCACUUGGCGAAGUCGGUGCGGACCAAGACCGGAACCGGAAUUGCUGCGUCGUUUGCGAUCAAUCGAUGCUGCUCAUUUCGUCGGAGUCACACAACCACUGGAGCACUGGACUAUUGGACCACACAGCGCAGGGCAGGUGUCCUCGGUCGGAUGUCCCUCUGUGCGCGGUCGACCGAAGAUACGGUAAAAAAUGAGGGUCAACAAAAAGAGGCUCAGCGACCGCCGCAGCCACAACGGCGUCAGCCACCCCAGCAUCUUGCUGUGUGGAACUUCAGCUGUUCAUUCCCACAGUUACAACGUAAUGAAGCGGCGACAUUUCCUAACGGAACAGCUUUUUCUGCACGUUUUUUCGUCUCCUAA